Messenger RNA from Spea bombifrons (plains spadefoot toad), 1580 nucleotides. RefSeq names its product pregnancy up-regulated nonubiquitous CaM kinase (gene PNCK). Gene Ontology annotation, biological process: peptidyl-serine phosphorylation. Gene Ontology annotation, cellular component: intracellular anatomical structure. The transcript has 12 exons. The record is from RefSeq and is a predicted model, not a curated record. NCBI's taxonomy places the organism in Eukaryota, Metazoa, Chordata, Amphibia, Anura, Pelobatidae. Gene Ontology annotation, molecular function: calmodulin binding; ATP binding; calcium/calmodulin-dependent protein kinase activity. Bases 207 to 1226 code for a protein of 339 amino acids.
AAAAAAGCGAGCGAGAGAGAGAGAGAGAGAGAGCUACAGUUUGCUCGGCUGGACUGUAGGGGAAGAGAAUGUUUUAAAUAGCAUGGCAUAUCUUCACACAGUCACACAGCACUGCAUCACUACAGAAGCGCAGCAUUCCUGCAGCCAGAAGAAGCUUCAUGUACUAUUGAUCACAUACAGGGCAAGAGUUUAAAAGAAUUACAACCAUGCCUCUUGGGAAGAACGGAAAGAGGAAGGUCGAGGACAUUAAUUUGGUGUAUGACAUCAAGGAGAAACUGGGAGCGGGAGCAUUCUCUGAGGUAGUCCUUGCCCAGGAGAAGAACUCACAACGCUUGGUAGCCCUGAAAUGCAUUCCAAAGAAGGCUCUUCGUGGCAAGGAGGCCGUGGUGGAGAAUGAGAUCGCUGUUUUGAAAAAGAUUAAUCAUAAAAACAUUGUUGCCUUGGAAGACAUUCACGAGAGUCCUACCCACCUUUACUUGGCAAUGGAGCUUGUCACGGGUGGAGAGCUAUUUGACCGUAUCAUAGAACGUGGAUAUUACACGGAGAAGGAUGCCAGCCAACUAAUACGCCAAGUCCUGGAUGCUGUCCAGUACCUCCACAACAUGGGGAUUGUUCAUCGCGAUUUAAAGCCUGAAAAUCUCCUCUACGCUACGCCCUUUGAAGAAUCAAAAAUUAUGAUCAGUGACUUUGGCCUGUCCAAGAUUGAAGAUGGUGGAAUGAUGGCCACAGCAUGUGGAACACCAGGAUAUGUUGCUCCUGAGCUCUUGGAACAAAAGCCAUAUGGAAAAGCUGUGGAUGUUUGGGCUAUCGGAGUCAUCUCUUAUAUCCUGCUCUGUGGUUAUCCCCCUUUUUAUGACGAGAAUGAUUCUGAGCUUUUCAACCAAAUCCUGAAGGCAGAGUAUGAAUUUGACUCUCCAUAUUGGGAUGAUAUUUCUGAAUCAGCCAAAGAUUUUAUCCGACACCUUCUGGAGAGGGAGCCGGAGAAAAGACUGACGUGUGAGCAGGCUCUGCAGCACCCAUGGAUUUCUGGGGACACUGCGCUAGAGAGAGACAUCCAUGGAUCGGUUAGCGAACAAAUUCAGAAAAAUUUUGCCCGGAGUCAGUGGAAGAGGGCAUUCAAUGCAACAUCUUUCCUACGUCACAUAACCAAAAUGGGACAAAGUGCUGAGACUGAAACAGAGGAGAACCCCGGAGAAGCUGCCCCAGAACAAAAGGACAAGUGGUGAUGGGAGAUGAAAGUGGAUGACGCUUGGAGUACCCCGCAGCUGGGAUCUCCAUGUCAGGCACUACACCCUUGCAUGAGCUUGUGGUGACACCUGUCUGCAUGAUGCCUUCAGCGGCCAAUGGCUGUUCUUCCCUUAGCCCACCACGGCCACCCUCAACUCCCAGCCCCUCCAGCUGGCCCCAGUUUUCAAUGUGGUACAGAAGGGAGCAUCGGCAUUGCUGCUUAUCAUUCUUUCCAAAAUCAAAAGGGCCAUAAAGAGAAAGAGGUAUAGAUGAUUGAUUACUGGGUAUUUCUUAUUGCUGAUAAAUCCCACAUUGUGGAGAGCUUUCAGCCGGAAGAUCAUGGAAAAAGGAAA